CAAGGUCGGGGUCCUGGAACACGCACAGCAGCAAGCCAGGAUGGGAAAGGUGCCUCUGUAUCAACAGCCAGAGUACUGCUGUGCAGGACAGCAAGGGAGCCAUGCCAAGCAGCAGCUCCAUACUGCUGCAUCUUGUUGGCAUCUUGUUGCAUCUUGCUGGCCUUGAUUGUCCAUCUCACCCGUUUGCCACAACUCUUUCAUUCAGAGAUUGAAAAUCACGGGCACAUGGAGUAUGAUCAACAAUCGAGCAAUGGUUGAUUCAAACACUAAGUCGAGGACAAUAUAAAUCCAGGUCCAUUCUAGACCAUCAUCACCAAAGCAUCUCUCCUGAAACUCCCUGGCAUUCAUCCUUUUGCUCAAUCUCUAGCUCCUGCCACCAUGACACUCUCCAGCCCCGUCAUUGGCACCGUCCAAGUUGUGGGAAACACCUCGGGUGGCACCGACUAUCAGCUUGAAGCCUGGACUAGCGGGAAGGUCAUCCGCCAGAUCCAAGUGUGGGACGAUGGUAACAAAACCAAGUCAAGUUGUGGCAGACGGGUGAGACGGACAAUCAAGGCCACCUCUACGGCAGCCCCGCUGGAAGCUCGUACACCUACACUUUCCAGCCCGGGGAGCUCAUCACGUCCAUGUCCCUCUGGCUUGGCGAAUGGGAUCACGUUGGUGAUCGAGCCGGUGCUACCAUGUUUACCACAAGCCUCGGCAAUACUUUCCAGCAUGGAUACCAAGGUGGAAGCGCGACGGUGAUCAAUGUCUACUCUGGGAUCCUGGUGGGAGCCGACAUCCGUGCCGGUGACGACCUAAAUGCAUGGGGCUUUGCGUUCCUCAGGCCUCUUGUUUCGUGCCAGCUACAGGAUGUCACGUAUGGCGAUCUUUCAAUGGGGUCUGUUUCGCUUCAAAGUCUAGACAGCUAUUCCACCAACGUUGCUGGAGACGGCUCCUUUUCAAGCUCUGAGCAGUCUAGCAUCCAAAAGACCAUCUCGAGCUCUUGGUCCCAGUCCGAGGGAGUCACGUCCUCCAUGGAUGUUACGGUCACUGCGACGAUCCCGGAGAUUGGCGAAGUUGGGGGCGCGGGCGCCGGGACAAAGUACGAGUGGCAGGAAAGCGAGACAUACACGUCGCAGGCAUCGAUCCAGGCCGUGCAAACGCUCACCUGGUCAGUGAACUGGACUCUCGUGGCUGGACAAAGCAUAAGCCUCCAGGCUCAGACCCAUACGGGGUCUAUCAACGUUCCAUACCAGGGUACCAUGGUUGUCACCGUGGUAGAGACAACGGGUGAUCCUCCAACGUUUUCGUUUGAGACUUUCAACUUCCCACAAAGUGGGACGUACACUGGUGUGUCUGUCACUGCAAUUGAAGUUCCCAUCACGGUCAGCUGAUUCAAUGGAAAUAUA
This is a messenger RNA of Selaginella moellendorffii, 1391 nucleotides long. RefSeq names its product aerolysin-like protein. Lineage: Eukaryota; Viridiplantae; Streptophyta; Lycopodiopsida; Selaginellales; Selaginellaceae. The coding region runs from base 627 to 1376 and encodes 249 amino acids. The record is from RefSeq and is a predicted model, not a curated record. The transcript has 2 exons.